Notothenia coriiceps (black rockcod) is the source of this 6616-nucleotide messenger RNA. RefSeq names its product SAM and SH3 domain containing 1a (gene sash1a). The record is from RefSeq and is a predicted model, not a curated record. Bases 560 to 4210 code for a protein of 1216 amino acids. Gene Ontology annotation, molecular function: protein binding. The transcript has 20 exons. NCBI's taxonomy places the organism in Eukaryota, Metazoa, Chordata, Actinopteri, Perciformes, Nototheniidae.
UUUGGAGGAUUUGCUCUGUGCUUCGGGCGUUCGCUCACUCGAUUUUUUUUAUGGAAAUAAGCUUAUGUAUGCUGGCUCUACUAGUUUAGACUGUUUGUUGUCACUUGUCGAAGGAUUCCAUUAACUUUCUGGAAACUUUUCGCCAAGUUGGAAGAUUACUCCACCCGGUGUGCGGUUUUGUUUGUGCCCGGGCACGGAACCGUGCAGUGCCGACUGUGAAGGAGGGAACACCCCGCACGGAAGUUUUCAAACGAGUGACCUGUUGUGGGUCCUCUCAAGGCCGCCCUUCUUUCCGUUUGCGCUCUUUUAUUACUUGAAUUAAUCGCCCUCAAGUUGUUGAGGAGUUUGGUAAACAUGUCAGGACCCAAUUUACGCACUAAACUUUGGAUCCUGCCAAGCAAUGCUGGAGCAUUUCACCGGUGCGUCAAGGGCAACUUUCUUUAGGAGCUGCCUUGGCACCCGCAUUUUGUUUAUUUGUGGUGUUCAGGCCCCUGCCUGAGGGCUUGGAUUGAAGCUUUGCACCAGAUCGGUCCGAUUGAACACAACAUUUUUCCGCAACAUGGAAGCUGAUCAGGGGUCUGGUGCAGCCUCCGAGGAGCCUCGGGCAGAAAGCGCUGCUGCGUCCGACAGUUUUUCCCAACUGUGGACGGACGUUAUGGGGAUGCUGGAUGGUUCUUUGGGCAACAUAGAUGACCUCGCCCAGGAGUACUCUGAGUACUACAACACCUGCUUCAGUGACGUCAGUGACCGCAUGGAGGAGCUUCGCAAAAGACGAGUCUCCCAGGAGCUUGACAUGGAGAAACAGGAUCCAAGCACCACCUCCCAGCAGCUUCGUACUGAGAUCCAGGAAUCAUUAGGCUUCAGCAGUGAGGUGUCCACUCCAGAAACAGACAGAAAAAUGCCCCUGCACAAAUCCAGCUCUGAAGAUGGAUCUGGAGGUAAAUGGGACAAUAAGAAGAAAAACAAAUCUUUUUGGCAGAACUUCCGCAAGUCUCAGCACAAACAAGUCAUGCGACAGACAUCCAAAGGAGAAGACAUAGGCUAUGUGGCCAGUGAGAUCACCAUGAGCGACGAAGAGCGAAUCCAACUGAUGAUGAUGGUGAAGGAGAAGAUGAUCACCGUGGAAGAAGCUCUAGCUCGGCUAAAGGAGUAUGAACUCAACAGACAGUCCAGCAGUACUGACACUGCUGAGUGGACUGAGGGAUCUGCAUCCAAUCUAAACCAGUCCUCAAACUGCAACUCUCGUGAACAGUCAGACGAUGAGCAGUCGGAGGACUCUGUGAAGUUCAAACGGCUUCACAAGCUGGUUAACUCUACGCGCCGCGUCAGGAAAAAGCUCAUCAAGGUGGAGGAGGGCAAGAAACAUGGCUCAGAAGAUUUUCUGAAUCUGCAGUCACCUCCCACCUGUGAGAACAACACAGCUCUGUAUACAGGGGUCCUGAAGAGGCCCCCUCGGCCUCAGGAGAGCUCCCUCACCCAGGAUCAACUCUCUCUGGAUGGAGACACAGACAGCCUGACCAACUCCCCCUCCUCCAGCAGCCUGGACACCUGGUCCGGACACAAGCUGGUCAAGACCUUCAGUAAAACUUCCAGUAGCCACGGUCUCAUCCGACCCCCCAAGAGAACCCCAGUCGGCUCUACAGUCCUGGGAGACUCCAACUCGGGCGUAGGAGGCAGCGGCUCUUCCUUUUCAGAGCUGGAUGGCUGUGGAUUGGACGAAGAAGGAAAGCUGUCACGCUCCACAACCGACAGCGAGAUGCGGAAGGCUCUGAACUCCAUCUCCCAUGGGAGAACGUGCAGCUUCGGGGGCUUUGACCUGUCUAACCGUUCUCUCCAUGUGCUCAACGUGGGCUCAGAGGCCAAUCAUAAAGAUCAGGAGGCCAUAUACAGAGAAGUGGUCAAGUCCCCCACCACCUCUCGGAUCUCACUGGGCAAGAAGGUCAAGUCGGUCAAGGAGACGAUGAGGAAACGCAUGUCGAAGAAGUACAGCAGCUCCUUUUCUGAGCAGUCCAGUCCCGAUGGAGCCCCUGGGUCCCCUCAGUCCCCUCAGCCUGACACCGACUCUCUGGAGAAGCCGAAGCUCAAGGCAGGAGGAUCGGUGGAAAGUCUGCGAAGUUCACUCAGCGGACAGAGUUCAAUGAGUGGUCAGACUGUGAGCACCACUGACUCGUCAGCCAGUAACAGAGAAAGCGUGAAGUCCGAGGAUGGUGAUGACGAAGAGCCGCCUUACAGAGGGCCGUUCUGUGGCCGCGCCCGGGUCCACACAGACUUCACCCCCAGCCCGUACGACUCAGACUCCCUCAAAUUGAAGCGCGGUGAUGUGAUUGACGUCAUCAGUAAGCCACCCAUGGGAACGUGGAUGGGUCUGCUGAACAACAAAGUGGGCACCUUCAAGUUCAUCUACGUGGAUGUGCUGGUUGAAGAAGAGGAGAAACCCAAGAGGCCUGUAAGGAGAAGGAGGAAGGGCCGACCCCCCAAGCCCUCAUCAGUGGAGGACUUGCUGGAGCGCAUCAACCUCAAGGAGCACAUGCCCACUUUCCUAUUCAACGGCUACGAGGACCUGGACACGUUCAAGUUGCUGGAAGAGGAGGAUCUGGAUGAGCUGAACAUCAAAGAUCCUCAACACAGAGCCGUGCUGCUCACCGCCGUAGAGCUGCUACAGGAGUAUGACAGCAGCAGUGAUCCAGAGCGCAGCGGCCUGUCGGGCUCCCAGGAGAAGCUGCUGUCUGAGGGCCGGGGGCUGGUGGGAGACUCCCCGCGAGACUCCGGCUGCUACGAGAGCAAUGAGAACCUGGAGAAUGGUAAGAGCAGGAAGGCAUCCCGUUCCAGUCGUUCCUCAGCCGGCCUCCAUUCUCCCGACUACCCCACCCUGCCCAUGACCCUCUCAACAGAAGCUCUGCAGCAGAACAACAAGAACCAGCGCAAGUUCCCAAAAAGCUUUUUCAUCAAACCCUCCCUGAAGGGCUUCAACCUGCUGGCGCUGCGCAAAGCCCAAAAAAGGUCCCCCAUCCCGGCCAGCCGCAGCUGUGAGGACCUGGACGGACCCCUGCACACCACCGCCCCCUGGAAGCGCUCCCACUCUCUGGGGGAUAUGCACUGGGACCAGAGCUUUGAGCAGAAGGAUCUGAGUGUGGAGCUUAACAGUGCCAAGAAAGAACCUAAAUCAGGCAGCAGUAGCCCCACCAAGGCCUGCAGAGAUGAGGGUUCCCCAGCUCAGAGCAGGACCCCAACAGUGAGCCCAAAAGGAAGACCCCCCCUGCCCUCCCAGCUGCCUCUUCGUCCCCCUCCCCAUACCCGCAGUCCUCCAGAGCUCCUCUCAAGUCCCACUCCAAGUCCGCCUGAGUCAAGUGGGGAGAGGGUGAUCCGGACUCACGCCAAGAAGCCUCCAGUCCCUCCCCCCGUUCCUGCUAAGAAGUCGAGGGAAAGACUGGUCAACGGCCUGCGUCACCCCCCUCUCUCGCUGCCCUCUUCACCAUCACCCACUCCCUCCCCGACCCACUCCCUCAACCGCUCUUACCCCAGCAGCCCUGUAAUCCGCAGCAGCAGCCCGAGCUUCGGGGCCCCUGCUCUGCCUGCCAAGAGCCCCAGCACCCCUGCCAGCCCCUGUGCCACCUCCUCCUCCUCCUGCUCCUCCAUGGGCGAGGACUCAGGCACUCCCCCAGCUGUGCAGCCCCCGUGGUUCUCAGAUCUGGGGGGCAAGGUGGCUGUUGCGAGGAAGGUCUCCCAUGCCAAGAUGGGCCCUGACCUGCUAACCCUCCUGGAACAACGGCUGGAGGCCGAGGGCAUCGAUCUCACUGAGGAGCCCUACUCUGACAAGCAUGGCCGCUGUGGCAUCCCCAAGCCGCUGGUGCAGCGUUACUCCGAGGACUUGGAGCAGCCUGUGAAGGACGUGGCCUCCACCCUGGACCAGCUCCGAGUCAAAGAGCUCCGUAAACAACACCGCAUGGCCAUUCCUUCUGGAGGUUUGACAGAAAUGUGCCGGAAGCCUCUGCCCUCAGCUAACAUCAGCACAGUUUCUGAUUGGCUCACCUCCAUCGGCCUCCCCAUGUACGCCACACCUCUGGCGGCGGCGGGAAUCGACACGCUGAGGGGCGUGGCCUUGUUAACAGAGAGCGGUGUGUGGGAGGCAGGGGUGCGAGAUGAGAGACACGCCCGCCGCCUGGUCAGCGAGGCCCGAUUGGUUGGCUCCCACAGAGAGGGGCAGUCCUAACAUGCUGCUGCAGUUGGAUAAAAUAACAGGUAUCAACUCACUGGUCAGCAUUUUUUUUUUUUUUAAACAUGGUCAGUAUGCGGCCAAAGACAAAUCGGCCACAGGACUCGCAGAUCGAACGAGUGACCGCAGCAUUGCAGUACUUCCUGUCUCGCAUGUGUCAAAGACUGAAAGUGAGCCUCCCUGCUCUCUGAUUCUCCUCAUCACUCUUUUUCUCAAAUGUUUACGGCACUGUGGAGAUUCUCCUACAGCCAAGUCAAGAUAUCAGAUGCCUUUUUAAAAGAAGACUGUAGACUCACUCUGUGGGAUGGCUUCAUUUCUGAAGACACCCCCAAAGUCUUAAAAUAAAGACUUGGAUCUGCCUUGAAGGAAGAUAGCACACUCUUUUGUAGGAUGGAUGUUUUUUAAAUACAGAAAGACGUUUUACUUCUUGCAUAUUUCAUAAGUGCUUCGUUUUCAUCUUUUGUGGCGAGGCAACGUUAUAUGACUGUCUUUUAAGGAAGUAGCUCGGCCAAAGUGAUUUACUCCUCAUUCAGCGUUUCAUUCGCUCUAAUGGAUUCACAAUGACAAAAUUCACUUAAUAUCUGGACUUUUAUCAACUAAAUACAUACACCAAACUUUGAUGAACGGUGGUUUUGAGAUGGCUUAUUUUGAAUCAUGUUUCUGUAUUAUAGCAUAACGCAUAUCUUCAUUUUAAAAUGAUUUUUAUGUUAAACAUUUUGUUUGCCUUUUGAAUGUUGCAGCCUUAUUUUGAGGCCCGCUCUCAGUCAUUUCUAAGCUGAAACCGCUGACAUCACAGCUUUAUACUUCACAUUUUAUUAAAAGUCCUAUCUCACUGCAUAUCUUGGAUGCACAGCCGGCGCCCGUUUGAAUAUAAGUCUUCGAGAAAGCUUCAGUAAUCACAAUCAGCUUUCACAGAAACAAAACAUUCCCUGUGUAUCCAAGAACGUUUUAAGUUGCCUUACCAUUAUGAAUGAAAAGUUUCAUUAACCCUGUAUAGUAUGGACUAUACCACCAGGCUGAACUGCUUAAAGUUCAAGCCUUUUUGCUCUGAAUGUGUCACACUCAACCAGAUCACUUCAGCCACACAUAUGGAUGUGGAGCACAAAACAUGCCUCUGAUGGAUUGUGGUUUCAAAGAUCACAUGAAAAUUAAACGACUAAACCCCAGACACGACACACACGUCGUCCCAUGCUAAACACACAGUUGCUCCAUGUAGAGGGUUGUGGGAGAAAAUAGAAAUGUUCAAAAGAGACGGCUGACAUCUCGGCUUUCAUAUCUGGAAUUUAUUGGACUGUCUACUCUUUGGUUAAAGUGUUUUAGUUUUUGAUUUAUAGCUUGAUAAUAAGCUGUUUGGGACUUUAUUAUACUGUAGCUAUAGAAAACACAUUGAGGAUAGAUGUAGUUCUAUCAGGUGAAAAUCUGACCUCUAAGGCCAGCAUACACCAUUUCGCUAAAUAGUUUUGUAAAUCAGGGAAACGGUGUCAGGAUAGCCUGUUACCUAAAGUUUGGGCUAAAAACAGAAAACAAAAGCAACCAGAUGCUCUUCCAUUUCACACUGCAUAAAAUGGAGCUAACAUGUGUGUGUUAUUUCUAUUAUUUCUAACAACAGAGUUCUUUCAUACCAAGAGCUGACCUGAAGACUUCAUAUUUAAAAUUUGACCAAGUGGUAUUGCUAAAAUUAGAGGAUGUUUUUUUUUGCAGUGGGCACUUGAUAGGUAGAUGUUUGAUGCCUUUUAUUUUUUCAAUCAAAGUGGUUCUCUGAAAAAGCGUGAUUGGGGCUCAUUUUUUUUAAAGUAAGAGACUCAAGAAGUGUUUUGUAAAGAAUGAAAAUACUGACACUGUAAAUGCACUUUAGAGGGUAAAUCUAGCUGUUUUGUAGGCAGAAUUGGCUACAUUUUGUUCACAGGUCCAUUAAUGGACAAUUGUUGUCAGGUAUUUCAAAGGGUUUCAGUAGGAUAUGCUGGUAUUUUAUUUUUAUUUUUGAGUUCCCAAUGCCAAGUUUGCUAACAUCCACGGGUUAACCAGUUCCAGUUACUCACUUCCAGUUUGUUUUGCAGUCUUGUAAAAAUAAAUGAUUAAUUACAUAUAUAAAAUGCUUAGCAAAACCUGCACAUUCUGUAUAUGUAAUUGAUAUUUAUAUAACUUAUUUUUGCCUUUUUAUUUUCAUAUUGACUGUAAUUAGCUGUACUAUAUGAAUAGCAAUACCUUCCUGCAAAAUGCAUAUUGCUUUAGCCAGUGAGGAACUACAGUAUGUAUUGUAAAAUAUGUGUACAAAUUAUUUUAUUUGGUUUUCAUCUACCUAAUGAUUGUCCAUACAGAUUUGCUUGUGUAUUGAAACAACAAAAGUAAUGUCCAUACCUAUUUGUCAUUCUGAAAUAUAAUAAAAAACUGUUUCUUGCCAUA